This is a messenger RNA of Iphiclides podalirius (scarce swallowtail), 243 nucleotides long. The record is from the annotation of a GenBank genome assembly. NCBI's taxonomy places the organism in Eukaryota, Metazoa, Arthropoda, Insecta, Lepidoptera, Papilionidae.
AUGUCGGGACGAUCGCCGCUGCCGCUGUUGUCCACGUGCCUCAAGAAGCGAUAUCAAGAUCUAAACUGUAUAUACGCGUCGGCGUUGGCUGAAAUGGGAAGAGGUAAAGCGAAGUAUCGCAAGGCACGUAUGAUCCGUCAACACGGCACAAAACGACGUCGAGCACCGCUCAAGGCCCUCAGUACAGGGGAUGCUAUUGUCUACGCCCUCGGCGGGCCCUCAUGUUAUGGACAUUAUGCCUAC